Fusarium verticillioides 7600 is the source of this 2157-nucleotide messenger RNA. RefSeq lists its product as hypothetical. Gene Ontology annotation, molecular function: DNA binding; RNA binding. The record is from RefSeq and is a predicted model, not a curated record. Lineage: Eukaryota; Fungi; Ascomycota; Sordariomycetes; Hypocreales; Nectriaceae. Gene Ontology annotation, cellular component: nucleolus. The coding region runs from base 161 to 1849 and encodes 562 amino acids. The transcript is spliced from 3 exons. Gene Ontology annotation, biological process: ribosomal large subunit biogenesis; ribosomal small subunit biogenesis.
CGAAAAACUAAAGCAGCAAAUCGCCAUCCGAGCUUUCUUUUCCAACCUCUUUUUUGUUAUCGAGGGCAUUUCAUCGCCACGACUCUCCAUAGCUGACUUGCUCUAAUACUGGAGAUAUCGCGGCACCACUGAUAUCCAAACCUCUCAACCACCAGUUAAUAUGACAGAGUCUGAGCUGCAGGAUUACCUGAGCGGCCAACGCGGAGCCUUCGAGGGCAUCCUUGGCCUCAUCCCAGCCAAGAUGUACUAUGAGCAAGACAACAGUGAUCAAUGGAGCAAGAAGAAACAGACAAAACAACAGGCUGCCGAUGCCCGACGCGGAAAGCUGGAUCCCGACAGCGAGCGGAAUCGAAAUGCCAAGGAAGUCCUAGAUGAACGGGCCAAGAACAAGCGAAAGCUGCGUGAGUUGAAGAAGCAUGACGAUGCUGAUAACGAAGAUGAUUGGGAGGACCAUGAGCCUGUCCCUGGUGUAGAGAUGGAGAAGCCUGGCGAGGGGCUCAAGGUCAAGACAGCGGAGACCAAUAAGAAGCAGAAGCGCAAAGACGCGACAGAGACAGAAGCCCAGGAUAUUUCAGAGACCAACAAGAAGCAGAAGCUCAACGAAGAGACAGAGGCCGAGGUUAAGGACACAACUGAGACAUCCUCUUCCAAGAUGUCGAAAAGGGAAGAGAAGAGGGCGGCCAAGAAGGAAAUGAAGAAGGAGAAGAAGGCUGAGAAAAAGGCUGAGAAGAAGGUCAACAAGACAGAGACUCCUGCAGCCGAGAAAAAGGACGUGCCAACUCCGACACCGAAGGCUCAGAAGAAAGCCGCGAAGAAGCAAAAGGAAGUCGAGGAGGAGGAAGACACAACAGCCCACGGUGACGGCGAGGUUUUACCUAUGGACAUCUCGGGUCUGGAGAAUGAGGACGAGGCCACCGCCAACUCAAGUAAUGAUUCCGAGCCACAAUCUCCUACCUUUGACACCAACGAUUCCACGACUACUCCCGCGGAGACAACCGCCGAGCCUGGCAGCACUACUACCUCCACCUCAUCCACUAUUCCUCCUUCAGAGAAACCCAAGUCUAUUAAGCUCCCUGCCGACACCUCUGCCAUCCGAGCUCGUCUCGCUGCCAAAAUUGAAGCGCUUCGUGCCGCCCGAAAAGCUGACGGACCUGAUGGCAAGCCAAUUCGCACACGCCAAGAGCUCAUUGAGUCGAGAAGAAAGAAGCAAGAGGCUCGAAAAGCCCACAAGCAGGAGAUGCGCAAGCAGGCUAAGCUGGAGGAGCAGCGAAAGCGUGAGGAGGCUUUGGCAUCUAGUUCACCAGGUGUUAUGAGCCCCGCGGUUGAACUCGACGAGAGUGCUAGCAACUUCACAUUUGGCCGUGUCGCUUUUGGUGAUGGUGCUCAACUUUCACGCGAUCUCGGCCACGUGCUGAGCCAGGGCAAGAAGAAGGGGCCCUCUGACCCCAAGACAGCCCUUAUCAAGGUCCAAAACCAGAAAAAGCGUCUUCAGGAGCUUGACCCCGAGAAGCGUGCCGACAUCGCGGAGAAAGACAUCUGGCUGACAGCCCGUCGUCGUGCCGAGGGUGAGAAGAUCCGCGACGAUGAAGCUCUCUUGAAGCGUGCCGUGAAGCGCAAGGAGGCUGCCAAGAAGAAGAGUGAGAAGGCCUGGCGCGAACGAUCUGAUGGCGUCAAGAUGGCUCAAAAGGACCGUCAACGCAAACGUGAGGAUAACUUGCGUCAAAGACGGGAUGAUAAGCUGCUCGGUAAGGCGGGCAAAAAGAAGAAGAAGGGUGGAGCCGCCGGAGGUAAGAAGAAGAGCCGUCCUGGUUUCGAGGGAAGCUUGGGCGUUGGGGGCAAGAAGAAGUAAACCGAAGAAGUUAUGACGCGGCGAGGGGAAGGUGGAAGAUGGAAGAUGAAGAGAAAGGCUGGCUGAGUUUUUACCCUUCGAUUUAUUCAAGAUACACGGCGCUGGCGGAGUUAUGGUCGGCAAAAAGGAGAGGAGCAUAAAAAAACAUCUUCAGGACUUAGCUCGGCGACGCAUGUACUACCUUAGUUGAUAUAAUCCAUCACUAUACGAAACCAGAGAGCCUGUCUCGAAGGUGUCGUCAAGCCAGUUCAAGCCCCAAGUCCCAGUAGCGCAAGUCCCCAAGAUGUCUUAUCAAAAGUUGCAGUAUC